GCGAGAAGUACUGAGAAGCAAACACGUGAAGAUGGUUCGCGUCUGCAUUUUUCUGAAAUGCCAAAAUAAAAUGAUGAGAGCCACACCGUUCAGUUUUCAUCGACUGCCAUUGUACGAUAAAAAGAGACUCACUUUGUGGCUGCGUGUUUUACAAAUGGACCCAACAUGAGUAUCAAUGAGUGAGGCGGACCAUCGUGUGUGUAGUGAACAUUUCGACAGGGAUGAAAGCACCAAAACACUGCUAUCUGAAGUCCACAGCUGUUCCCAGAGACAGUAAAGCCGGAGUGACAGCGACGACUAUCGGGUCUGCAGUGACCAUUUUGAACGGGAUGACUACUGCCAGCCAAAGAAGAGAAGAAAUCCUAUACCAAAGCACUUUUUCCUAAAGAAAAAUGCUGUUCCAAGAGUGGAGAGACCCGCUGCAGACACGGUGGAGCUGCAAGACAACCAGGCAGUGAUGGACAGACCACGAGGCCAGAGCAGAAGCAUAGGUAUUCAAGUAAAUACACCUGAGACGUGCGCUGCGACCAUUGAGAAACCAGCUCCACAGUACAUCGUUGAUGAGGAGGCCAUCAUGCAGCUGAUGAAGACCUGUCCGAUGUGCGACAGACAGUGCCGCUGUUCCAAACACACUCGUGGUCCUUAUUUCAUAGUCUAUCAGAACUGUUACUUCUGCGAUUUUCAACGCAAGUGGGCCAGCCAGCCUGAAGCUCUAAAUGCAAACGCUUAUAAAGCAUACAUACCGUCCAGGAAGAAACUGAAGUCAAAUGACACAGUUACUGUAGAGACUGAGGCUCAGUCAUCACAACGUAAUAAGACAAACAUUUCUGAAUCCAACCAGCCGUUAAAGAGCUGUGUAACAGCCUCAACGCUGUCUUUAGAUAUUAUUGAUGUACAUAAAUAAAUGAGAUCUGGGCUUGA
Molecule: messenger RNA, 921 nt
Organism: Thunnus maccoyii (southern bluefin tuna)
Lineage: Eukaryota; Metazoa; Chordata; Actinopteri; Scombriformes; Scombridae
Exons: 5
Coding region: 458-904 (148 amino acids)
Molecular function (GO): sequence-specific DNA binding
Source: RefSeq, a predicted model, not a curated record